GCGUGAGACCGGGCAGGCGGAGUCAGGGCGGAGAGACGAUGCGUGUUAUGUAGAUGUUAGAGACCAAAACAUCGAAAUUUGAGUUGUUUCGGUGGAGAUUAAAGUCUGUCAGCGUGCUGGGAGAACAUUCACACCCCCACCCACCCGGGACAAACACGGUAAACUACCAGCUGAACGGCCGCUGCGUGGAAAAUGUCUGUGGGCUCCGGGAACAGAAACACGAACACGGAACCGUGGGGAAGCUUCGAUGACAACCUCAUCCAGGGCGGCGGCUCGGCCGUCAUCGACAUGGAGAACAUGGACGACACGUCGGGCUCCAGCUUCGAGGACAUGGGAGAGAUGCACCAAAGGAUGAAGGAGGAGGAAGAGGUGGCUGCCGAGGCCGCCGCCACUGAGGACGACAACGCAGAGGACGGAGAAUUUCUGGGCAUGAAGGGGUUAAAGGGCCAGCUGGGUCGACAGGUGGCCGAUGAGGUGUGGCAGGCGGGGAAGCGUCAGGCCUCCAGAGCCUUCAACCUGUACGCCAACAUCGACAUCCUGAGGCCGUACUUUGACGUGGAGCCGGUGCAGGUCCGCAGCAGGCUGAUUGAGUCCAUGAUACCUGUCCGCAUGAUCAACUUCCCCCAGAAGAUAGCAGGUGAGCUGUACGGUCCUCUGAUGCUGGUCUUCACUCUGGUGGCGAUUCUGCUACACGGCAUGAAGACGUCAGGAACCGUCAUCAGGGAGGGGACUCUGAUGGGAACAGCUAUAGGAACAUGUUUUGGUUACUGGCUCGGUGUUUCCUCCUUCGUCUACUUCCUGGCGUACCUGGUCAACGCUCAGAUCACCAUGCUGCAGAUGCUCUCCCUGCUGGGUUACGGUCUGUUUGGUCACUGUGUCGUCCUCCUCAUCACCUACAACAUCCACUUCCACUUCCUGUUCUACGUCCUGUGGCUGCUACUCGGAGGACUGUCCACUCUGCGCAUGGUUGCGGCUCUGCUGUCUCGGACGGUCGGUAAGACUCCUCGUCUCCUCCUCUGUGGGACAGUGUCUCUCCUCCACAUGCUCUUCCUGCUCUACCUCCACUUCGCCUACCACAAGAUCGUAGAAGGACUGCUGGACUCUCUGGAAGGACCCAACAUGGCUCCCAUGCAGCGGGUGGCCAGAGACGUGCCUGAAGUGAGGCUGAACGCCACACUGAGGGGCCUGAGGGCCCGCUGAGGGCCCCGCAUACAGAAACAUCUCUUCCUGUCAGAAGCUUCGUGUUAAAGUUGAUUCAUUUUCUUGCUUUUGUCCAUGUUUGAACAUUUUUACUCAGUCUGUGCUGUUUAGUUUCAUGUUUUGAUUUUAUGUUCAUGUUCAGACUAUUUAUAGUUUCUGUACAGAGACUCAAAUAAACUUUAUUAACUCAG
Molecule: messenger RNA, 1391 nt
Organism: Chelmon rostratus (copperband butterflyfish)
Lineage: Eukaryota; Metazoa; Chordata; Actinopteri; Chaetodontiformes; Chaetodontidae
Gene: yipf3
Product: Yip1 domain family, member 3
Exons: 9
Coding region: 193-1200 (335 amino acids)
Cellular component (GO): Golgi apparatus
Source: RefSeq, a predicted model, not a curated record